AGUUGCCGUAGCACGUGCAGUAAAAACUGUUUAGAAACUAACAAAUGCAACACAGAAAAUGGUCACUGCAUUGGUGGAUGUCAAGAUGGAUACAUGCAGCCCUUGUGUACAGGUAAUAAUGAGCUUUUGAUUUAAAGAUAAACUUAUCAUUUACCCCUACUUAUAAUAUAAUAUGAAAUAUAAAAAUAAGUUAUCAUGUGGAUUAGACUUAAGGUUUUAUUGUUUUUUUUUUAAUAUUUUUUAUUUUAAACAAGAAAGCAAAUCUUGCUUCACAUUAAAGAUUAAACUUUUUUAGGCUUCACAUUAAAGGCUAAACUAAUUAGAUGUUUUAAAUUGCUAAAAUUAUAAAUUUUGUAAUCUGGACUAAAUAAUAUUUGAUUUAAAAUAUGAACUUAAUGAAUUGAUAUCAAAUGUAUUCUAGAAUGUGAAAGUGGAAGAUGGGGUCCCGACUGCAAAUCUAAUUGUAGCCAAAACUGUCUUCUACCACUGACCUGUGCAGUGGAAAAUGGGACUUGUAUUGGAGGAUGUUCACCGGGUUUUGUAUAUCCUUUGUGUACUCAAGGUAUUUAAUUACACUUUGAACACUGAAUAGUAUAGAUAAAUACAAUAAUGACGAAACAAUGGGUUGACAUUUAUAUAUUGGUACUCACAUAAAUUUAAUAAUUACAUCCACAUAUAUUCAAUGACCUUGAAUAGUUUGUAAAUUACUUAGAAAUCACAAAUUAACGUUAUCCUUUGCGGAAUCAAGAAAGAAUGUUAAAAUAAUAUUUCUUUAUUGGUGCUACCAUUAUAUCUUUCAUCGUACUUUGUUUACAAUAUAUUUUCUUUAACUUAUGUGGGGUAAAAUCUUAGUUAAAGGAUACAUAUUUCAAGUUUUAUUUUUUUAAUUAUUUAUUUUUAAAAAAAAUUGUGACUUAGGGAAAGAUUUGGGUGCCCACUGUUACGUUUUCUACUGACUAUCGGGCUAUAUGUGUCGGAUUUGAAAUCGACGGAUUACAUUUAAUUAUUAUAUGAUAUGAUGCUUGAGCUGAUCUCAUCUCGCAUUAAAGGCCAAUUUUAAUCAGUUGUUUUAAAUUGCUAAAAUAUAAACGUAUAAAUGUGGACUAAAUAAUUUUGCUAAUAAGCAUUAAAGUAAGAAUGUAAUGUAUUAAUAUCAAAUGAAUUCUAGAAUGUGAAAACGGAAGAUGGGGUCCCGAAUGCAAGUCUAAAUGUAGCGAAACAUGUUUUACACCAUUCAGGUGUGCAGUGAGGAAUGGAACCUGUAUUGGAGGAUGCUCACCUGGAUUUACAAAUCCUUUGUGUACUCAAGGUAAGAUAUGUACAAUUUUUGACAAAAAUAUAAUAUAUUCAACUAAAAUAAUAACUUAAAAAAGAUCGACAUUGAUUCAAAAAUUGUUCAUAUUUGUGUUCAUUGGCCGCGAUAACAAAAGUUUCUCUUCUUAAUGCAUUUCUAAACAUGAACAUUUGAUAAGAUCAACAAUUUUGAUAGAGAAAUUACCUAACACAAUUUUCGGUUUUUGAGGAAGUUCCUAACUAAACUAGAGGGAUACUACGCUAUCACCAGUGUAAUUUUAUUAUUAUUGAUUAAAAAGCAAAUACCAUUUUAAAAUUAUAGUAGUAUAAGUAUUGACUUUAAUGGGAGAUACUAUUUGUUAUAAAAACUAUUCUACUGUAACAAUAACUUAAGUUUGAAGUGUAAAAGAGAGUAUGCGAAUUUUUAUAGUGCUUUGAAAUGGAUGUCGUUUUUUUUUUUUUUUAGUUAGCCAUAUUCUGAGUAUGAGGAAAUAAGCAAUGUCCAUAUAUAUAUAUAUAUAUAUUAAUCACAGAAAAGGAACUACAUUGCGUGGUAAAGGGGCAUUGGGACAAUUUAAUAUUAAUAUAGGUAAGAGUUGGGGGAAAAUGUGGGAUGUUGCAAAAGGUGGUUACCAUCCCCGGAAUAGUUUUAUUUAUGUUUAUAAAACAUUAAUAAAUAAUUAGGUGAUGGGGCAGGGAUUUUUAAAAUGUGUCCCCAAACUGCCCAAAAAUGUGUACAUUUAACGAGUGUAGUAAUAUCACAAACUUCAAAUAGGUUGAACCCUGUAAAUUGGUAUUCAGAUAGUAUUAAAACUAAGGAAAUAUUGUAUUUAACUUUCUAUUCUAUAACACAUUUCAAUUGGAGGAAAAAGGAUGAGUAAAUGUUAAUGUGAAAAAUGUCAACAGUUUGUUUUUACUAGAUUGAUGAAUCUGUCAAGUUCUUUCACACGUUGUAAUUCGCUGUAGUAAUAUUGAAUCCGCUCAGGUCCAUUAUCACAAUAAACGUAAUUUUUAUAUCCAAGUAUAUGCAUAGGCAGUAAAUUACAUAAACACAUGCAUAUAUCGCAUCUCGCUAUCAGACAGAAAUAAGACACAUUCUACUUCCACAAAGUUCCAUUGACGACUGCAAGACGAAUAAAAAGUCACAAAACAGACUAGACCAGCGGUUCUCAACCUGUGGGUCGUGACCCCUUUUCGGGUAGAGUGACCCCUUUGGAGGGGUCGUUUAAGACCAUGGGAAAACCCAUACCCUACAACUAUGAAGCAGAAACGAUAAUAACUUUGUGGCUAGGCGUUGCCACAACUUCAGUAACAGUGUUAAAGGGUCGUGGCAUUAGAAAGGUUGAGAACCACUAGACUAGAUAAUACUUUACAAGGAGCAUACAAAUACGUCACCAAGUCAAGCGCGGGAAGAACUUUCACCAACUACUAAAACUCUCAAGCACACACCCUGCGUAAUGAAACAUAAUAUUCAAUCACAACAAUUAUUAAUUAACUGUUAUGCUUGACAGAAAAAAAUAUAUUAUGAUUUAAUAUUUCAGUCGUUAAAAAGGCAAUAGUUGUUUUCCUCUUCAAAUAGACACAUACUUAGGAAUUAAUUAACUAAUUAAGGAAAAUUUAAGAGGCGUUGACAUACCUCAAAACACAGGGUUAAAGAACAAGAAUAUGGUCAUUUUUAUAAUGGGGGGGGGGGCAAUUAAAAUUUUCUGGGGGGGGGGGGGGUUUCAAAAGCCAGUUGCCAGAGGCGUAGCUAAAGCAGGCAUACUUGGGCAUAUGGCCCGGAGUGCCAUACUAGCGGGGAACUAAAUGGGCUUUGAUAGCAUUUAAUGCUUGAAAAUAAUAAUUUUUAGAUUUAUGGGUGCGUAAUAAUGAAUCAUUUCCCUUUAAACCAAACACUGUAGAUACGCACCUGCUAGUGGCGUUGAAAGAAGGUGGAUGGGGUGGUCCAACGAGUUAUCACUUUUUCCUUAUAUGCUGUUGUGACACUAAUAGUAUCUGCUUCGCUAGGCAGUGUAUCUUUCGAUUCCGAAAUCGGUGAUAAUUUUCAUCGGUAAGUAGGGCGGAAAUUGAGGGCGCUGAUCAAUCUUGAUCGAAGGCGGGGUAUUUUUCGAGAAUCUUUUUUAUUAUUUCAAAGUCAAGAGGUGUAUUUUUUUGAUAUAUUUGAUUUCAAUUUUUUUAUUUUACCUUUUUUGACGGGGGAGGACAUUUUUAAGGUUGUGCAGGAUGAAUUAUGGUGUCCAGUGCAUUACAUUCACUUAGUCAGUGGCGUGUCCCAGAGUAAUCAUUUGGGACAAGCUUAUAAUAAACCACAUACUGUAACAUUGAUCAGUAGGAAUGAAGGGGUGCAUAAAUUUAGCGGCUUUAAAACAGUCGGGCAAACUCAAAAUGCAGAGGUGCAUUUUGGUGCGUACUUAAAUGUGUGUUUCUUUCAGACAAUGUUGAAGUUGGAUUUCAAACAUUCGGAUGGGGAGUGCCAAAAUUAGCCAUAAUAAUGAUCAAAUACAUCUUCGAUUCGGCUCCAGUGAGACGUAAACUAAUUCAUUCUACUUGUGUCAUCUUUGAACUAUACACUCAGAUACAUAAACUUGUAACUAAAAUUUGGCAAGAAGAGAAAAUUUCAACAGAAUGGGAAACAGCAUUAAUAAUAAUAAAAAAGUUUAUUUGAAAAACACGAUUCAUCUCCAAAAGCUCGAAGCGCGGUACAAAGUCAACCAUAUUAAAAAGAGAAAUAAAAAACAAUCUAAAAUUUACCACCUUUAUAAAACAGACGCAACAAUAUAAAACUACAUACGAGCAUACAAAGUCAAAGUCUUUCACCCCAUUUCAACCAUAAGCAACAUAAGCCAAUAUAAAUUAACUGAAAAAAGAUGGUAGAUAGCAUCACCCAAGAAGGUGUUUGCGAAAUUAUGUGUUUUUAAAUAGGUUUUAAAGGACUCCAGUGUCUAGCUGUUUCUGAGAAUGACUGGAUGGGCGUUCCAAAUUGUUGCGCUGCAAAUGCAAAAGUGCGCUUUCCGUAAGUCUCAAAGCGAACACACGGUAAUCGAUAUUUUUCCACUAUCGGAUGAGCUGAGCUGUCUAGUGGUGCGUCAUGAGUGCUUUGAGAUAAGACGGCGCCAUGUCAUAUAAGCAGCGAUAGCACAAAGUUGCAAUUUUGUACUCUAUUCGAGCGCGGACCAGCAGCCAGUGCAGCUCCCACAGAAGUGUUUUAGCAUAGACAAUUUUGCGUUUGCGAAGAAAAAUGCGAGCCGCUUUAUUCUGUGCUCUUUGAAUUUUAUCCAGGAUCGUAGCUGGGCGACCCACCAUGAGAGAAUUGCAGCGGUCAAUGCGUGAUAACACAAUGCAGACAUCAGCCGAUUUGAAGCAUCUAACGUUAAGAAAGGUUAAUAAUUUUGCGCACCUCUAGAAAAAUCGCCUUGCAAAGCAUGUUAAUGUGAUUUUCCAUAGUUAGUGUUCUGUCUAAGUAGACGCCCAAAGUCUCACACUGUUUGAGACAACUCAAUCUGCAUACCUGAGAGAGUAAGUGAUGUUGUGUUUUUUACAUAUUUUUGUUUCUGAGCAUUUGCAAUGGGGAUCAGCUCAGUCUUUUCAUUAUUUAAUUUGAGCAUGUUUAUGGUCAUCCAGUGCUUAACUGACUCCACUACCUUCUGUGUCGUGCUAAGAAGCUGAGGUAACUGAGAAGGGAUCACGGAUUGAUGAUGUUGUGUAUCGUCUGCAAAUAUGUGUUACAGCAUGUAAAUUGCUUGAUCACUGCCCCCAGUGGCUGAACGUACAUAGUGAAAAGCACCAGGCCUAGGACCGAGCCCUGGGGUAUUUCCAAUUCAAUUAUAGAUUGCUUCGAGGUCAAGCCGUUUGAAAUAAAUGACUGAACCCAAUUUGUCAUAUACGAGUGAAACCAUCUCAGGACGGUAACGGUAAGACCAAACGUUUUUGCAGACGCUGAAGCAGUAUGCCGUGGUCAAGCGUAUCGAAAGCUAUCGAUAAAUCGAGUAGAGACAAAAUGGAUACCUGACCCUCAUCAGAAGACGACAGAAGGUCGUAUAUGACACGCAACAGGGCUGUCUCAGUAGAGUGAUGCGCCCUGUAUGCUAACUGGAAAGGUUCAAACAUGUAACAUUGAAUGAGGUGAUCAAGGCGUUGGCGGAGAAGAACUUUUUCUAAGAUUUUGGAUAUAAAUGAUGGAUUUGAGAUAAGGCGAUGAUUUUCCAUCACAUUUGGGUCAAGAUUUUCUUUCUUUAACAGUGGCGUUACUAUAGCCUCUUUAAAAGAUGAUAGAACAAUACCAGUUGUCAAGGACUGAUUUAUGAUACGAAAGAUGAUGGGGACUAUUUCUUCCAGGCAUUCAACAACAGCCCUGCUGGAAGAGGGUCCAUUGAGCAUGACUCUCUGGGGUAUUAGUCAGGAUUUUCCUCACAUUCGAUUAACUGACCUAAAAAAGUUCACCCAUAGGAGAACCGUUGAAGAGUGAGAAUUCUUGAGCAGUAUCGAUGCCACUGUCAAGUUCCGCCCUGAUCUUCUUAGCUUUUGUAAUAAAGUAGUCAUUUAGAGCGUCUGACAGCUCCUCUACAGCAAUGUUAUUUGACAGAGAUGUAGACUAGUUUUUACCGGUCAGCUGACCCACAAUGUAAAAUAAGUCCUUGCUUCAGCUUCUGUCUAUAAUAUAAUGACUAACAUACUCAGUUCUAGCUGCAAGGACAAACUUCUUGGUUCGUUCCUUUUGGUCAACAAAGAUUUCUCGGUGCCCGACUUCCGCCAUUGGCGUUCUGCACGUCGCUUCUUCUGCUUCGCGUCCUUUAUUUCCGGCGUGAACAAUAGGGCGGAAGGGCGGUCCGUAACUCGCCGUGUGGACAGUUGUGCAUGUUUGUCUAAAAUUACUCUGAGGCCACUGUUGUAAUCUGUAGAAGGGCCAUCUUCAUAGCGCCUAAGGGCUGCGACGUCACAUCUAAAGGCCACUAGAUCUAUCUGUCGGAUGUCACGGGAUGUUACUGAGCGCAGAAGGCGUCCUGGCUUCCUCAAGUCAAAGUCGAAGGUGGCUGGGAAGUGAUCAGACAUAAGUUUGUCCCCAAUAAUGAGGUUUCAGAUCAUAGCUUUGCAGUCCUCUCUGACAACCAGCCAAUCUAGGUUGUGACCACCGUUCUGUGUCGGGACACUGACAGCUGUGUCAUUCCUUUUGUCGAGAGCUGAUUUUAGGGUCUUCAAGUAGCUGUCGGUGGUGGAGUCGAAAUGGCAGUUUAUGUCGCCGAUUAUAAUGACAUUGUUGUUGGUGGUGGCGUACAUGUCAAGGAGUUGUAUAAACUCCAUAGUAAACUAACAGAUCUUCAACUUAUUUUCCCUAUUUAGAGGUGGCCUGUAUAUGCACAGAAACGUCAUCGGUUGUUCACCGUAAUUAAGUUGCAUCUUACACAUCGAAAUGGCAGUUUAUGUCGCCGAUUAUAAUGACAUUGUUGUUGGUGGUGGCGUACAUGUCAAGGAGUUGUAUAAACUCCAUAGUAAACUAACAGAUCUUCAACUUAUUUUCCCUAUUUAGAGGUGGCCUGUAUAUGCACAGAAACGUCAUCGGUUGUUCACCGUAAUUAAGUUGCAUCUUACACAUCUCAAAUGAAACAAAGUCGUCCGAUUUUAAGAAGCCACACUGUUUUUAAGGGAGUUCUUAUAAAGAACGGCAAUACCCCAAACACUGCGCGACUGCCGUGGGCAAGAGUGAAGGACGAAGUCCGUAGGUGUAAUUUCUUGCAGCUUGAUCUCAUCUCCGACACGUUCAAACCACGUCUCGGUAAUGAACACAAGGUCGCCUUGCUCUCCGAAACAAGAUCACACAACUCGAAUGUCUUAUUCCUGCAGGACUGGGAUUUGAAAUAUAGCACUCCGAAAUGCCGUGAUUGCGGCUUCACAACAGGCUGACAGUCGACAACAACUAAAUUUGAUCUCGUCACGCCCUGUCUAGGUGGUGUGAAAUCAUGAGCCACCGGCCGUGCUCUUAGGACUGACACGUAGGGAAUGGUCGCAAUGGAGGACACAUUAUGCGGAUGAUUUCCGUCGUUACUGACAGCCUCGUUUAAAGGCUUUACAUGACGAUCUCCACAAGCAAUAAUAUUGACAUGGCUUUCGCCAUGGUGGUAUUUCAGUGGACGCUGUUUCCGACGACCUGUCCGAUAAAGACGCUUCUUCUUGCGUCGUGCGCCAACUUUCCGUCCACCACUACGAUGGGGCAGGCCUCGACCAAUGUAGAGUUCUUUCAGUCGAUACACCAAAUUAGCAGUCAAGAGUAUGCGUUUGACAUUAAUUGACAAUAAUCUAUCGCGUGAGCAUAUCAGCCGGGAUGUGUCGCCAAGCGUAUCAUUAGCUUGCAUGAGCAAUGAUUCUGAUGACAGCUAAGAUGGACGACUACGCAAGAAAAACAGGAAACACAUAUAAAAUUGCAAUAUGAUUAAUAGCUUGAUCAUAUACAUGCCUGUAAGGCGUAGUCUCAAGCUCAAGACAACUUUGACUUCCCCGAAAUUGAAUUUUGUAAUUAUGAUAAUAAUUUCACAGCACCUUCUUGAUUUGUGUACCAUUUCGGUAAUCAAAAAUUUGAAAGGCCGCCAUCUUGUUGCUAGCCGGAAGUAACCCCAAAACACAAGAAAGGCUCCUUAUUUAAUGUUUCGUCAAAAUACUGACAAAGCUGACUGCAAAAAGACUAAAACCUUACACUGAAGAAAUACUAGAUGGUUAACAAUGUGGAUUUAGGAACGAACAAGAUCCCUCUCCCCCAUAGACAACGACGAGGCCAUGACAGGCAAUUCAGGCUCAUACCAGCAAGAAGUCAGUAUAGGAGCUGCUCAUUCCUGCCCAAGACAAUCAGGGACUGGAACCAUCUUUCAAAAGGAACAGUUGAGGCGACAACACUAGACACAUUUGUGUCUAUUGCCUCAAGCCUUCAAACCCCUAGUGCAUAAUUUCUUCACCACCACCAGUAACAGAAACAUUGCAAAUCCCAUCUACAUGCAUAUGAGCCAAAAUGAUCAAUAAAUUGAUCGUGGGCCCUUAAGAUAUAGAAGAAGAAGAAGAAGAAGAGAACAAAUGAACGACUGAUCAGAUUUAGAUAAAUGUUAUGAAUAUAAUAUCCCAGUACACCAACUCUAUGUGGAAUAUAAAAUGACCUAUGACAGCACCAAAAGAAAAUAUCUGUAUGAGAUUCUGCCGUAGUUUGGCAUACCAACAAACUGACAAGGCUGAUACAUGUAACAUUGAACAACUCAAAAAGAAAAAUCAAAGUUCAAGGAGAAUAUUCAAAGGACUUUCAGAUUAGACGAGGCCUUAGACAAGGAGACUCGCUGUCUUGUAUGCUAUUUAACCUAACAUUAGUGAAAGUUAUAAGAAGUAUACAUAUGGACACUCGAGGAACAAAAACAGGACACUCUCUGAGGGAAACCCAAGAUCCACAAACCAAUGCGCACUCUCUACAAUCAAACCCUUCAGAAUCGUGCAUAUGCUGAUGACACAGUACUGCUAGGGAAAAUUAUUAAAGACGUAUUAAAAACUGUUAUUGAAUUAGAAGAUGCAUUAGUACAAGCAGGACUAGAAUGAACAACCAAAAAUAAAAAGAAAAAAGAAAUGACUAUGAUAAGAAAGAAACAGGCAUAAUAAGAAACCACACGUUUGAAAAAGUAAUUUAAUUCAAAUUCCUAGUAUAUUUUUAUAUGAAAAAAAAAAUAAUUACUAGCAGAAACAAAAGAAAGAAUAUCAGCCUGAAACGGCAUACUUCAGAAGUCAGAAAGUACUCAAAAGUAAAAACAUUACAAGAGAAACAAAUAAAACUGUUUAUAAAAAUGUAAUCAGACCAUUUGUAACAUACGCAAGUAAAACUUGGACCCUAACAAAACAAAAAAAAAGCGGCAGAAAAUCUAUUAAACACAUGGGAGAGAAUCGUUCUCAGGAAAAUAUAUGAACCAACAAUGGAUGAAAUGGAUGGAGAAUACGAACCAACCAUGAAUUAUACAGUCUAUAUCAGCAAUGUAUGCACUUUUUUCUCAUGUGUUCUAAUUUUCAAGGUUCAUAUUAUGAUACGUCUUCUUCUUUCAAAUCAUCGUGCAUCAUCAUUAUUUAGUGUUGACCAGCAAAUAUCACCAUCCCUAAACAAGUGAAUAAAUUUUUGGUUCCACAUUUUUAAUCUGAUUUUGUUUUACAAGUUUACAGUAAGAGUAUCCAAUCAUCCAUCCUUUUCAACUUAGUUGAUACCCCAUUGAAGUUAUACCUUGGUUUGGUUCAAUCUAAACAAUUAAAGUAAUAAAAUUCAUAAUUAAAUUUUUCCCCUGAUUUCUUUAUUGAGAAUCCAACACUCAAAUUGAGGUUCCCAUUUAAUUUGCUUUCACAUUCAAAAACUUGCUUGGCUGGACAUUUAACAGUAAGAAAACAAAGCGCACUAGACCAUCUUACUAUCUCCCCCCCCCCCACCUAAACACCAAAGCAUAACUGGACAUUUAACACAAAUAGCAAACUCCACCUUCGACUGUGCAGUUGCAGAUCAACAGGGUGAUAAAUAUCUACAUGAUAAGUAUCCACAUUCAAAUGUCGUAAACACCUGUAUGGACAUAUUCUAACGAUUAAAUAAACCACAUAUUACCGCACACACUGACUCUUGCUGCCUACUUUUACGUAUUCCAAUAAUAAGAAAUUUAACGGCAUGUUCUCUAACCAAAUGAUCCUUCUCUGUGAAAGACAAUAAGAACUUUUCGAUAGAACGUCGAUUGAUUAAACGUCCAUUCAAAACGGGUUUGGCGUUAAAAUUCCAUAUUUUUACUUUUGAAACAAAUAACCGGUUGUUGAUUAUUCUAAAAAGUUAAUGGACUUAAUUCACCCUUACUUAUAAUUAUUAUUUUUGUUAAUGACACAUUUUAAUAUUAUCAUUUAUUUUAAAAAAAACAAAACAACAACAAGCAAAUGCAAUAUAGAAUAGAAGUAUAAAAAGUUAGGCCAAUUGCCUCGCGUUUCAGUUUACUAUAACAAACGCUAGGUCGGCCAGCUGAUGUAUAUAAACAAUGCCAUGGAGACUGAAAUAAAGCUGGUGGGGUGUUAUUAUGAAUGGAAAAAGCGAUUGAGAGACAUGGAAUGGAAUCAUAAAUCAUAGCCGAGUAAUAUGAUAUAUUUUACACUGCUGUGGGAACACUGAACACGUUUGCGUAGGUACAGAUGGCUUUCAUAGCAGUCGUUCAAUAAUAAUGCAGACUUAGGAACUUAGCGCUUCACGACUGCUAGCACUAGUACCAAACUGAGCUAUGAAAAUUAGCGACAAUUCUAACAAUAGACUUCAUCCGCCACCAAUAAUCUAAUAAUAGGUCAACUGACAGUGAUGUGUAGAAAAGCUGAGAGCAUAUACCGCAAAGCAUUAUUGCCGAAUAAAUUAACAUUCCUUUUUAGUGUUAUACUCAUUUUGCUCCGAGGGGGGGCACUUGACUUUCCCGGGGGGGGGGGGGGGGGCCCCCCUGGUGGUGGGGGGGGGGUGUGGGGGGGGGGGGGGGGGGGGGGGAGUGCCCCCCGGAGAGAUGCCUGAAAGAAACCCUGGUUCAGGGGUAAGAUAUUUCAAAUGAUACAUAUUUUUUUUUUAAAUUUAAUUUCAUAUUUACAUUUUUUUUAAAUACUUUCUUCUUUGUAGUUCAGAGAGGGAAAAUAAUUUCAGUGUGCCUUUAUUUUAUUUAGGAAAAAAUUUCAUAAAACACAAUUAUAUUAGAAAAGUAAACAACUAAACAUAUAUUCUUUUUUUUUAAAAUUAACGAACAUGACAUUUAAUGUUACCUAAAUAGACGUAAACUGGGGUAAAAUUUUCGUGUCUUUCAUAUUUUGCUUUUAAGGAUACAAUACGCACAUACGCCACUCAAUUAGAUUUUAUUUUAUGUUGAUACAUCGCAAUAUCAGGUAGAGUAUAGCGCAAUUCGCCUUCGAUUAUAAACUCGGUAACACCGGAAAAUAUUGUUUAUUAUAGUAUAUAUAUAUAUAUAUAUANUAUAUAUAUAUAUAUAUAUAUAUAUAUAUAUAUAUAUAUAUAUAUAUUAAUUUGGUAGCCACAUAUAAUUUAAAAUAGUGUCCAAAAAUUCAACUACCUUGCAUUUUGCGUAAGUCUGCCAUAAACCAUAAACUAUCGUUUAAUUUGGCGGAUUCAGUAAAUGAUUAUAUUUCAUUAUUGUUACAAAUAUGCUGUACACAUUACAUACUCCAAGUUUAUUGGUUUACCCUUUUUCUAAAAGUUUCUUGAUAUGAUAUUGCUUUACACUAUUUUAUAUGCUAAAUAUUCCAAGGUCUUGCUGCGGGAGUUCUUGUUUGCGGACGAUGCCGCUUUGGUAUCUCACACAGCUUACGGCCUCCAGAGCCUCGUAUCCAGCCUAUCCGCUGCCUGCAAAGAGUUUGACCUGACAAUUAGCCUAAAGAAAAGUAACAUUAUGGCACAGGGCGCUGACGCCCUCCCCACUAUCGCUAUCGACAACUACGACUUGGAUACUGUUGACAGAUUCACAUAUCUGGGAUCCAACAUAUCGAGCACCCUCUCAAUGGAGGAUGAGAUAAGUGGAAGGAUAGGGAAGGCCGCAACUAUUAUGGCCAGACUGAAGAAAAGAGUCUGGUCAAACGCCAAACUAACAACAAGAAUUAAGCUGCAGGUGUACCAGGCAUGCGUACUGAGCACACUAGUCUAAGGAUGCGAGUCGUGGACCACAUACUCUAACCACGAAAGAAUGCUCAAUGGCUUCCACCACAGAUGCCUGUGCCACAUCCUUGACAUUAAAUGGCAAGACAAAGUCCCCAACAAGGAUGUCCUGUCCAGAUUAAACAUGUGUAGCGUCUCAGCCAUGUUAAUCCAAAGACGCCACAGCUGGCUUGGACACGUCAAACGAAUGCAACCUGGUCGCAUACCAAAGGACGUGUUAUACAGCGAGCUGGCGACAGGAAAAAGGUCAGUUGGACGGCCUCGUUUGAGAUACUUAGACUUAUGAAAAAGAGACAUGAAGUCGGCCAACAUCGACAUCUCAAACUGGGAGGACCUGGCAGAGGAUCGAUCCUCAUGGCGGGACAUCCUUAAAGGCAGGAUCACUACAUGCCGAGGAUCAAAACAGGGCGGAAACAGCUGGGAAAAGAGCGAGGAGGAAGGCCGGUAAAUACUGCUCCACCGCAUUCGUGUGUGGGAAAUGUAACAGAGACUGCCAUUCGAGGAUUGGUCUCACCAGCCACACCAAGAGCUUCAAGAAAUAAAGAUAAUCUAUCGUCUCCCGCAGACCGAAAGAUGCCAUACAAUACCAUACCAUUAUUUUGGUUGUUUUUCUUGAAAAAAUUAAGUGGGUCUAAAAUAAAAAAAGUAAUAUGAAUUAAUUAAUGUAAUUAAUUUCUAUCAGGCUAUAUGUGACGUAUGUUUACACUAAAUAUUAUAUUUGAUUUUUAUAUGAUAUUAUUAGUUCGUGUAAAUAAAAUUGAAAUAUACUUCUUCCUCAAUAUGGUAUUAUUAAUAAUUAUAAUUUGGAAUACUUCAAAAAGAUCAAUAUAAAGACAUAACACAAAUAGAAUUCUCCUUUAAGAAUGUCCGACCUGUCAAUGGGGUCCCGGUUUUUAGUUUACGAGUAGUGACCACUUUCUUACAUCUAACUCGUGUGAUACAAGAAAUGGGAGUUGCAUGGGAUGAUGCAAACCAGGCUAUCUAUUACCUCUCUGUACACAUUUAUCUGGUCAUUUUGUAAAGAAAAGUACAGAAAAGUGUUUAUAUGUUACAUAAUUUUAAUAAUUAAUGUCAGAAAAGAUUCUUUUAUUGAUACAAAUAAAUGGAUUUUUAUUUUAACAUACAUAUUGAUUUGAAGAAUAGCUAUGCAUAUUCGUACAAAAACAUACAUUUUUUUAACUAAGAAAUGAAACAUGUAAAGUAUUUGUCAAUAGAAAAAAUCUGCAGUCUUAUUUCUUUUUACUUACUCAAAUAGAGAAUAAUUGUCUUUUUAGAGUGAUUAUUUAGAUUUUGUAACACUAAGCACUUGAUACAUUAUGAAAGUUUGGAGAGCAAAUGGUCUUUAAAUUGUUGGUCUUGACUUUCAAAUAAAGAAUUCGAUCUGAGCGUUCUGACCUUAGCAAUCUUUUUGAAAGAGCUUGGGAUGUGCCCCACAAUUUUGUAUUUAUUUCAGUUUUACAACUUCAUAUUGCUUCGAAUAGUUAUUGAAGCGAAGGUCGAUUUCUUUUAGCGAUGUUAUUUGCUUUCUUAACAUAACUUUUUAAUCCGCGUUUGGUGAGAAUCGAUGCAUUCCGACACCAUAAUGUAGCACUUAAGUUCAACUCAUGCACUGUAGAAUACUCAUUCAUGGACAUUGUAAUAUAAUGAGGAUUAUAAUCACGUUUUUUUAAAAUAUGUAUUUAUUUAUCAGCUUGCCCCACCGGUACAUUUGGUUACAAUUGUAAAGACUCAUGUCCAGAUAACUGUUUGUAUAAUGAUUGUAAUGAAGACAACAAAACUUGCACCUUUGGAUGUGUUGAUAGAUAUAGAGGAGAUACCUGUAAAGAAGGUAAAUUCCCAAACUACCUGAUUCUUUAACUUGAUUAAUUUAAAUGAAAUAUUAAUUAAAAUAGAAAAAGCUUGUCACAUUUAUUUUAAGGAUGUAUAUACCAUAAUCUGUAAAAGAAACGUUUUACAUAAAUUAGCAACACUUUGUAACUUUAUAAACACCAUUCACAAUUCCUUAUUAAGUCAGCUGCACUAACAUUUGAACUAUUUACAAAUGUAAAAAAAAAAACGCAUUUAGCCAAUCUACUAUUAUUCCAAAUAGCACUAAUCAAAGAUACAAGUACAGGACAGGAUACUCCAUUAGUUGUCAUAAUAGCACCAGUGAUAGCAGGCGUUGUGCUAGUAUCUGUGAUUAUUGUUGGAUUUGUUUUUAGGCGGUGAGUAACUCUUGAUAUAAACCAAAUGAUAUAAAAAAAAAAUUUUAGAAAGAAAUAAAUGUUGUCUAACUACAUAACAAUUGAUUAUAUUUACUAGUAGUUGUAGAGAGGUAAAAAGAACGUAACGUGAUUAUUUGAGUAGCCCUUAGUGUUCAAUUAAUGGUAAAAUGGUGUCUGACAGAACUGCACAUUACAGUAUACGAUAGUGUCAGUCUUUUCAAGUGCCCUUUAGUAUAUGUGCCAUAGUAAAAGGAAGUUUUAACUUACUGCUCUGUUAUUUACAGAAAAAGAAAGAGGCACCCCACUCCAAAGAAAGGAGACGAUGUACACACACGGCGGCCAAAUCAAUCAAUAACAGUUGAUGUCAUCAACGACAGCAGUGUGACAGAAACAGGUAGUUAGCAUUGCGUGUACUUUUUAGCUUAAGUGGUUUUUAAAUACUAUGUUAUAUUUAAUGCAAUUUUUUGUCAUUUGUCUAAAGUAAAUCCACAAUCAAAUAAAAUUAUUCCAUAUUCCACUUACCACAUUUCGUGACCUAAAUAUUUUGGAUGGGGCUUAGAGAAAAUAGUUGUCUUAUUUUCAACGCUUAUAGCACGUAAUACUUAAGUAAAUGAAAUGCUGGCAUCCGUCCGUCACAAUGUGACGAUGGAGUGGGCUUAGGAGGACGAAAUCCACAUGGCCUGGAUUAUACUUGAAGGAUUAUAAGCUGGUUCCCAACAGCAAAUUGUCUCUCUCCACGCCGCUGGAUAACCCAUUGGAUGAUACAGCUUGGCACCAGUGACGUCGCAGGAGUUGCCGGAAUGUUUCAUUAUAUCAAUGUUAUCCGCCUUUCAGGACUCAACCUCCGGGUUUGACUUCAGAGUUUCCUUCUCUUAGAUGAGUUGCCAUCCAAGGCUAACGAGUCCCAUCCACACUGGGCUCUUGCUGGAAUUGAACUCCAGACCACCAACUUGAGAUAAGCUCAGUUUAGUCCACUUGGCCACCCAGCAUACUAUUUAGCAUUCAUUAUGUAACAUUGCAACUACUUGAGGUGGAUUAUUAUACAAAGAAAUUAGAAGCUGUUGCAGACGAGAAAAGAAAACACUGGUAGUAAUGGUUAAUACAUAUACUUAAUUUCAUGAAUAACAAAUAAUACUUAAUAUCAUAUAAGUUGCUUCAACACUUUCUAGCAAUCCUAGGCUUAAGAGAAUUUUAUUUUUGAAAUGCGUAUCAACUCUUUUUUUUUUUGUCCAAUAAAUGUUGUUAACAGCACAAACUCCAGCUUCUGCUGAUAUUAGCAAAAUCAACACGUUUAUAAGGAUCAUGGAUUUGAACACUUUUUUGAAAACCCAUAACAAGCAGUUCUUUGUCAAACAGUUUGAGGUACGCUUGUUUCACUCACUAAAAUACAUUUAUCAAAGAAUAGACAAAAACACAAAAACACAUACACAAGGACUCAUACAUAUUCAUAUAGACAUACAGAGAAAAGAAAGUAUGAGAGGCGUGUUUAUCAUAAAGCAAAACUUUGUGAUUGAAUGCAUAAAUCGAUCUAUUAAGAGAUAAUGGAUAUCGUUCAAUCCAUGUAUUUUUCCAUGCAUAUAGUAACAUAUAGAAGACAACAAUAGGAAGUAGGAAAUAACCAUUUUUCAGACAAAUAUUUUAUUUAUGUAAAAUGAUAUAUUUUGUUGUAUUUUCUACAAAGAGGGUUUAACAUAAUUGCAGAGUGUUCCUGUACCUCAAAAUGUGACCACUGAAGUUGGACUGAACAAUUUAAACCGAAACAAAAACAGAUACAAAGACAUCGUGCCAUGUAAGAUAUAAAUAUAAUGUUACAGCACACCAUCUAAUGCACGUUGCAUAUGCAUUUAUUUUUCCUUGUUGAGUUUAGUCAAACUUUUUUUUUUUUAAAAUUGUGAGCCCCUUAUUGUUUGGUUUUUAUUUUUUAUUUUUUUAAAUUAUUUUAUUUUUGUGGAGUGGUUCACUAACGUCCUAAUUAAUAUGGAUCCCACUAUAAUAAGGGGACAUCAUUUUAUAACAAAUAACAAAGUUAAAGAAAUGUUUAUUUUUCUUCUUUUCAUCACACAGUACCAAAAAUAAAUUUUUUUUAAAAUUAAAUCCCUCUUCAACAUCAAACUGAUGCUUAAAAAAGUUUGUUAUUCUUUGUUUGUGUGGGAUUUGUUGGUAGUUUUUUUCAAGCAGAACCUAAAACCAUUCUAUAAAUUACAAUUCUUGAUGAUACGCGUCAGCAUGUGAAAUUUGAGCCACUUCAGCAUUUAUGCAAAUAUUUAAUUUUUUUUUUUUAAAGAAGCAUUUCUUUUUAAAAAAUGUGUUUGAAUCCUUACUUGAUUCGACAGAAUUGUCAACUUGAGGGAUUAAAUAUUACAUUGUCCUUCGUAAACUGUCAUUAUUUCAAAUUUAAUUUGCAGUUGAUUCAUUUAGUGUAUUUAUUCUUAAUGGUUAAUUCUUUGGCAUGCGAACUUCUCGCGGGUGUACAAUUUUUGGACGCCUCUGUUGAAACUCGUAAGCCUGUUGAAACUGUUUUGAGGUGGAUUAGCUGUUUCACGGAACCUGGUAAUCCCAAGAAAACGUUAAAUAAUGAAUUCAGUUUUAAAUCUAAGGCGGGGGAAAUAGUGAAAAUAGUUUUAAUUUAAGUACAACUUCAUACGUGUCUCCGUAUUUUCCCGUAGCUACCCUGUCCCCAUAGAUUGUUAACGUUCAAGUUUUAAUUUGGAUAUUUUCUUGCCAUAGAUUUGCAAACAUUCGAUGUAGACGAUUAACAUUUUGUUACGAGCCGGGAUUUAAUUUUAAAGAUUUUAAUCGAUUGAAGUUCCACCGAAUAACUCAUAUUAUCGGAUGUGCCAUUAUGCUCAUUUUAGAGCCAUUUGUGUCAUUUAUUCAAUCAUUCUCCUCAUUGAGAAUAAACAUAAUUUGUCAAAUGUCUUCAGAACUGGCACUAUUUUAUUUUCUAUCGUACUAUCUUUGAUGUUGAUAAACUAUUUUUUUUUUUAAAAUUUCGAAUGUGUAUGUUAAUACGCUAUAUAACUACACAUUAAAACAUAUAUGUUAGUUAGUAGAGGAUUACCCUAAAUUUGUUUGUUUGUCUUGAAAUAAUACGAAAUGUAGUAGUUUUAAAAUCAGUUAUAUAUAUAUAUAUUUUUUUUUAAUUAACUGAAUUUCUUUAGUUAAGUAUUAAAAAGUUUAUAAAAUUAUAUUUUUUAAUAAUUUUCUUUGUUAUUUUGAAGAAAAAAAAUAUGUUUAAUAUUACAUCGUUUUUUCAGAUGACCACUCGCGUGUCCAUCUAGAGAUUAACACAGAUGAUAAUGAAGGAGAUUAUAUCAACGCGUCCUAUGUUGAGGUCAGCUAUAAACCGCUUCUUGAGAUGGUAUAUAUACACCAUAGCAGUAUCUAACAGAUGCCAUCUUUUCUUGUUUAUAUGUGAACUUUUAAUUUUGCACACAAAAACAGCUCACAAUGUUUUCUUUUUACAGGGCUAUACAAAAGCAGAGAAAUUCAUAGCUUCUCAAGGUAUAACCUUUAUAUUAAACAAUUGUUUUUCCUUAAUUGUUUAAUGUUUGUUGUAAUUUAAUAUUUUGAAAUUAUAUCACUGUAUGGGCUGGUUGUAAGAAUGUAAUCAUUUUUUAAACGUUUCUUUCUUUGAAUAUAUUGUAACUUCAAUCAUUAGUUAUUGAAGUUAAAAUUUUACAAGUAUAAUCUUUCUAUCAAGGUCCAAACAUAGCAAUGGUUAACGACUUCAUUCGAAUGUUAUGGGAACAACAAGUUGACAAAGUUGUGAUGCUUACAAACUUGAUAGAGCAUGCGAAGGUAAACAUAUUGUUUUAAUUUAUAUUACUUUGAUAAAAUAAGGAAUUCUUUUUUAUAUGUAUUUCAUUUUAAUAAAAAAACGUAUUGCUAAAAAAAAGACUAAAUUUACAAAUAGUUGAACUAUUUCUCAGGCAAAAUGUGAAAGAUACUGGCCAGACGAAGGUGAGAAGGAGUUUGGUGGUAUCAGAGUCAAGUUGUCAACGACCCAAGUCUGCGCUGAAUACACUAUCAGAAGACUUGAACUCAGAAAGGUAAAGAAUGUCAGAGCCGUCACUUGACUUUUGGUAGGACACCGUCUUAUUUCUGAAUUUAUUAUUUAGCACUUCAAAUCAAUUAAACCAUAUGUUAUUUUUUGCCGUCCAUGCAGUGACAGGGAUUCACAGCUAUGAAACAGCAUUUUUAUCAAAGCACAAUCAAUCGUAUCAACUCAUUGAUGGCAUACCUCUCAAUUGUUAGAUACAAAUCGUAUAAGUAUUAGGAAGUCAGUUUAAAAAUGUUGCGAAGAAACAAAUAAACAGAAAUUCCAUUUGUUGUUGUUGUUUUUUAGUUUCACAAAUUAAGUUACGUUUUAUAAUAUAUAUUUUAUUUAAAUCUUUACAGUUUUAUUCAUGGCUAAAAUUUUUGAGUUAUUCUGUUGUUUUGUUUUUCUUUUGGUCUAUUUGAAUUUUAUAUUAUAUGCUGAUUAUGAAAAUACUUCGCAACAUGUUUGAAGUUAUAAAGAAAUAUGAUCUUCAAGGUAAAACUAAAACAAUUAAAAUACAUUUUGAUAAAUCAAUGAUUAAUCAGGAGACUCGAUAUUAAAAGCUAAAUUACAACAAUAGCAUACAUAGUAAGUAAUGUGUUAAUUGGAUGUUAAAAGUACUAUGCUUGCAAAAUAGAGACUGUCUACCACAUCAAAUACAUUAAUAUUAUUCUAUUUUCAAAAUUAUUUAAUUUCGUUUUGUUUCACACAGAUACAUUUUUAAAAAAUGUUUUUAGUUUUUUGUAAACACACUGAAACAUGAAAAUGUGUAUAAUGGUGCAUUAUAUUAUAUCUAAUCAUAAUAUAUUGUGCUUCUUUUAUAAUUAACAGAGCAAUGAACAGGUACAACAUGCUACGCAGUUCCACUUCACCUCUUGGCCCGAUACAGGAGUUCCUAAAACACCAUGGAGUCUGGUAGAUUUUGAGCAGAGAGUAGCAGCUGAGCCGACUGAGAAACCAAUUGUUGUUCACUGCAGGUGUGUAUCGAAUUCUUAUCCAAAGACCUUUUUUGUUUGGUCAUUAAAAAAUGAACUCACCAAGGAAUGAGAAAAAAAAAGAAUCGAUCAAUACCUUUUAAAUGUAUUAAAAUUUCGAAAAAUAUUUUAUAAUUUUAGAAAAAUGUUAAGAAUCUUAAUAAAAUACCUUACUUGUUAAAAAAAUUCAUAUCUAACUAAAUGAUCAAAUAUAUUUUCUUUGAAUGGAUUUAUUCGUUUUCAUAUUAUAUUUAAUACAUAAUUUGUAUUAAAUAAAUAUAAAAUUAUUGUUUUAGAUUUUAGCGUAUCGAAACUCGAAAUUCGCUAAGAGUAACUUGAAUUUAAAAAAAAAUAAAAUAAUAUAUAAAUAAAAAUAACAUAAAACUACUAGACCAUCUCCGUUAAAAGGUUGCAAAUAUGCUGUGACAGUAUAUAUGACUGAUGAUUAUUGGUGCGUGUAUUGAGAGAAUUUGUGACGUGAUUGCCAUGUGUUGUUAUCGUGUUGUAUGACUGGACGUGGUGAGUUGUUUUCAUGAAUGUUCAAACAUAAUGGUGUGCAUAUUGGUUGGAGAACUGGAGGGAGUAAGGUAUGCAAAGGAAUGAGAAUGAGAAGUUAAAAAAAGUUGUUACAAGGAACACAGACAACAUCAUACUUUACUUGUGUAAAAACAUUAAAAAAGGGACGCUACUGAAUAUCUCAGCAUCCAACUCUUUUCCAAAUGUUUUCUCUCUUGUUUAAAAAAAAGGCAAUUGUAUCCAAGAAGGCGUUUUAUUGGAUCAUUAAAUACUCUAAUAAUGCAUUGGUUACCAAAUUGUUGCCUCCUUUAGCAUUAUUUCCAGACAUACAGAUGUUUGACAUUUUGUUAUUUAAAAUGCUUAGUUAAAUCUCUCGACGUUUCUACUGUAAUAUUAGCAGAGGUUCUUACUGUUAAUAAACUUGUAUUUAAAAUAACAUUAGUAUACAUUAAUUCGGAUAUACGCAAAGCGUUUUUUGUGCUUAGUUUAUUCUCUUCAUUGCAAUAUUAAAUGUUAGGCCUACAUUGUGUAUGGGUUUUCAUUUUCGUCUUGAUUGUUGUAUUCGAUUUAUAUAUAUAUAUAUAUAUAUAUAUAUAUAUAUAUAUAUAUAUAUAUAUAUAUAAAUAUAACAAAUAAUACAUAAAACAUAUACUUUAUUGUAUAAUAAACACAUUAUAUAUAUAUAUAUAUAUAUAUAUAUAUAUAUAUAUAUAUAUAUAUAUAUAUAUAUAUAUAUAUAUAUAUAUAUAUAUAUAUAUAUAUAUAUAUAUAAAUAUAACAAUUACAACAUAAAACAGAUACAUUAUUGUGACGUAAAAACACACUUGUUUUAAUUAAAGAAAUAUUAGCAAUAACUGAAUAAAAAGCUUCAUUCAUGGCAAUUAGCAAAGAUAUUUUUUCGCAAUUUUAAUUUUGUUCCUUUUAGUUUUCUUAUUUUAAUUAUCGUAUAAAAACGAUCAUUAUUAUUUCAGUGCUGGAGUGGGAAGGACAGGUACAUUUAUAGCACUAUGUAAUGUGAUGUCCCAGGCCAAAGACACAGGUGGUAUGGACUUUUUCCAAACACUUGUCAAACUACGCAAUGACAGAAUGCUAAUGAUUCAGACAGAAGUUAGUAUUUAAAUGUUGUAGUUUUUUUUCAGCUUUUUAAAAUUUUUCAUUAUUACAUUCUUUGCUUGUCUGCACUGGCAUAACUAGUAAUUAAAACAGAUUGAUUGUACUCAGCGUCAUGUUGAAUUGAUUUUCUUGCUCUUCUACCUUAUAAUGAAUUGCAAUGGUUUGGUUUUCAAGAAACACAUUUUCCUGUUUCAAUCCACACAGGAACAAUACGAAUUCUUACACAGAGCAGCUCAAGUGGCUUUGCUGUGUCUGGGAACUACUGUUACUGCA
Molecule: messenger RNA, 21087 nt
Organism: Lymnaea stagnalis (great pond snail)
Lineage: Eukaryota; Metazoa; Mollusca; Gastropoda; Lymnaeidae
Source: the annotation of a GenBank genome assembly